Molecule: messenger RNA, 748 nt
Organism: Fomitopsis serialis
Lineage: Eukaryota; Fungi; Basidiomycota; Agaricomycetes; Polyporales; Fomitopsidaceae
Product: Endoribonuclease L-PSP/chorismate mutase-like protein
Exons: 5
Coding region: 39-551 (170 amino acids)
Cellular component (GO): cytosol
Molecular function (GO): deaminase activity
Source: RefSeq, a predicted model, not a curated record
CCAUCCGGGGCGCCGACCGGGACCAGUCCAGAGUCGGGAUGCAAUCGAUCGUUCGCCGCGCCACUGCUGCUCGUCUUCCCCUGCACAAAGCAAGUCACUCGGUUGUCUACAAUUUCAAUCUCACUGCCGCCCGACGAGCCUCUCCGAACUUCGUCCCAACCCGCAACAUGUCCCUGUCCUUCGUUUCGACUCCUGAUGCUCCCCCGGCCGUUGGCCCGUACGCUCAGGCCGUGAAGGCUGGCAACUUGCUCUUCGUCUCUGGCUCCCUCGGUAUCGACCCUGCGAUCGGGAAGCUGGUGGACGGCGGUCUUGAGGCCCAGACCAAGCAGGCACUCAAGAACUUGAAGACGAUCAUCGAGGCCGGCGGGGCGACGAUCGACAAGGUAGCGAAGACCACGGUCUUCCUUGCGGACAUGAAUGAUUUCGCUGCCAUGAACGCUAUCUAUGCUGAGUUCUUCGGCGAUCACAAGCCCUCGAGGUCGACUGUGCAGGUGGCACGUCUGCCGCUCGAUGGGCGCUUUGAGAUUGAGUGCAUUGUCAGCCUCGCCUGAGAUGACAUCGUCGCGACUGUAGACGACCUGUAGUACACAUGCCCCCCACGUUGUAUGCUGUUGUGUAAUAGAGCGCAGGAUGUAUCAAAACGAACGUUUUUACGGCCCAUUGAGCUUGAUGAUUAUGCCGUAUUCUAAUAGAAGCAUUGCAACUGUGUAUGAGUACGUACUAUCGUAUAUUGGUCGGGGUUAGGGUC